Molecule: messenger RNA, 695 nt
Organism: Cuscuta epithymum
Lineage: Eukaryota; Viridiplantae; Streptophyta; Magnoliopsida; Solanales; Convolvulaceae
Source: the annotation of a GenBank genome assembly
UAUUACUUUUAUGAUCAUGAGUCAUAAUAUUUAUUUUGAUUUUGUUUUUACUAUUUUAAUUUUAUAAUUUUUAAUUUUUUUAAUUUUUUAAUUUUUACGUUUUAAUUUUUUUUUAAUUUUUAGUUUUUUAGUUUUUUAAUUUUUCAUUUUCAAUUUUUUAGUUUUUUAAUUUUUAAGUUUUUAAUUUUUUAAUUUUAAAAUUUUCCAUUUUUAUAUUUAUUUUUAAAUUUUUCAAAACUUUUUUUUUACCUUUUUUAUAUUAUAACUUUUUGUCCAUUCACGUAGGAGAUGGAUAAUUUGUGGUUAUCAACAUGUUUCCUCCGAAAUAUUCCGAUUUGGGGGUUUAAAUGGGAGGAAGUAGAGGAUUUUGGAAGUCUUCCACUAUCCUUUCCUUCCCCCCUAUUUCCUUCAACCAAACACACACAAAACUCUCACUUUCCUCUCCUCCCUUCUGAAACCCUCCAACCAAACAGGGCCUUAAGGUCACUCGAUUUAUUACAUUUUUCUCUGCCUAGAGAACCUCUUCACUCAUUAUCUCCCGCGACUAUUCUGCAUUAUUCUCCCUUUGUUGCUUUGGAAUAUAAAUGAAGGAAAUUUUCAUCUGCAUAACAAUGAUUCUUUUGCGCUCUUUUCACAAUUGCCACCUUUAGCGUGUCUCAGCUUGCUUCACAAAUUUUAUCGCAUGAAGCUUAAAU